AUGGCGCGCCCCAGAACAGACCAUCUUCUCGAAAAGUACGGAAAACCAGCUUUCACUCCAUCAUUACCUGAUAGUAUCUUCCGCGAGCAAUCCACUCUUGAAUUGAAGGGGCAGAUGCGACGUGACUUCUCAACUUGCACGCCGCUACGUGGCGUAGAGGAGCUUCUGUCGAAGCUUGUACGUGGGAAUAGGAAGCCCGCACGGGAUAUAUAUUUGGUUGCGUUGGAGGCAUUGAAUUCUGCGUUGGGAUCUGAAGAAAAGGCAAUAUUACCCGAGGAAUGUCUGGUCUUUGAGGAUAGUGUGAUUGGGGUAGAAGCUAGGAGACGUGCUGGGAUGAGAGUGGUCUGGGUACCACAUCCUGAUGUGGCGGUUGAGUAUCGGGCCAGGCAGAAGGAUGUGUUGGCUGGGAGGACGGGGAUGAUUGAGAUUGGAGAUGACUGGCAGCUGGAAAGAUUGAUGAUGGGUGGGGGAAAGUAUGGUGGAUUUGGAACACUUCAACUACCAAACAUAUGGCAUUGA
Molecule: messenger RNA, 519 nt
Organism: Aspergillus sclerotioniger CBS 115572
Lineage: Eukaryota; Fungi; Ascomycota; Eurotiomycetes; Eurotiales; Aspergillaceae
Exons: 4
Coding region: 1-519 (172 amino acids)
Molecular function (GO): phosphatase activity
Source: RefSeq, a predicted model, not a curated record